GCCGGCCCCAUUGCACCACGCCCCCGCACCCGCAAGCCCUCCGACCAUGUUUGGCGCGUUCCGUCCCACAAACCCGCUCUCUGGCGGUCUUCUCUGGAAAAUCCCAUGGCGCUUGUCUCGCCACCAGAAGCUGCGCCAGCGCUCCCGCCUCCAGCGCAUCGACAACGUCGUUGCUACCCUGGACAAGGCCCUCGCGAAGGAGGGCGUAACGACCCACAAGCUCGACCACUGGAAGGCUGAGAUGCCCACCGAGUCUGAGAUGGUGCCUCGCGACAAGUACACCGUGUACGACCGGUACGAGAAGAAGUACAGGAAGGGCAUUCACAAGGUUCCCAAGUGGACGAGGGUGUCGCAACGUGUCAACCCCCCGGGUUUCUAAGAGAGUGUGUCUGGGUGGUUGCCCUGUAUCAUAUUCGCUGUAUAUACGGAGUCUUACGGUUGCAUUGGUUGGCGCAGUCAUGGGAUAAUGCGGAAGUGAUCGAAUACCCGAAAUCACCGC
Aplosporella prunicola CBS 121167 is the source of this 499-nucleotide messenger RNA. RefSeq lists its product as uncharacterized. Lineage: Eukaryota; Fungi; Ascomycota; Dothideomycetes; Botryosphaeriales; Aplosporellaceae. Gene Ontology annotation, molecular function: structural constituent of ribosome. The transcript is spliced from 3 exons. The record is from RefSeq and is a predicted model, not a curated record. Bases 47 to 379 code for a protein of 110 amino acids. Gene Ontology annotation, cellular component: mitochondrial large ribosomal subunit.